Molecule: messenger RNA, 1711 nt
Organism: Phlebotomus papatasi
Lineage: Eukaryota; Metazoa; Arthropoda; Insecta; Diptera; Psychodidae
Gene: Mtpbeta
Product: trifunctional enzyme subunit beta, mitochondrial
Exons: 5
Coding region: 204-1619 (471 amino acids)
Biological process (GO): fatty acid beta-oxidation
Molecular function (GO): acyltransferase activity, transferring groups other than amino-acyl groups
Source: RefSeq, a predicted model, not a curated record
UAAUUUCUCUGUGUUUUUCCAAAAUUUGCAUUUUAUUUUGCUUGUUUAUUAUGAAGCGACCUCUUGUGAUCUUACCAUGAAAGUUCUGACAGAGCAGUUCAUUGCGGGAGCAAAGUGGAAGCACGCAUAGUAAAGUUUUUUCUCCAGAACAAUAAUUUCACAGUACUUUUUUGUAAAGUUUUUUAUUUAAACCUUUUUUUGAAAUGGCCAACUAUAUGGGGCGAGUAUCAAAAUUGUCAUUUGUUGUGCCAAAUAUCACGAAAAACGGUUGGCGCACCUUGAGCACCACCCCGGCCAGUUGGCAGAAGAAGACAGUUGCUGAUAAGACUGGGAAAAACAUUGUUUUGGUCGAUGGAGUUCGUACUCCAUUUUUGACUUCCGGAAGCGACUACUCCCGCUUGAUGCCUCAUGAACUGGCCCGGCAUUCACUGGUUAGCCUUCUGCGGAAGACCGGGGUGGACAAGGAGAUCAUUGACUAUAUUGUCUACGGCACAGUCAUUCAGGAAGUUAAGACAUCGAAUAUUGGCCGUGAAGCAGCCUUGAGUGCAGGAUUCAGUACCAAGACACCAGCUCACACCGUCACCAUGGCCUGCAUCAGCUCAAAUCAGGCCAUGACUACGGGGAUUGGACUUAUUGCAACUGGAACGUAUGAUGUUGUUGUGGCAGGAGGAGUUGAAUUCAUGUCAGACGUUCCCAUCAGGCACAGCCGGAAAAUGAGGAGUCUCAUGCUCAAAGCAAACAAGGCAAAAACUCCAAUGGCCAAACUUUCCCUCCUGUCCUCCCUUCGAGCCUCACACUUCAUCCCUGAACUUCCGGCUGUGGCUGAAUUCUCUUCAGGAGAAACAAUGGGACACUCAGCUGAUCGUUUGUCAGCUGCAUUCAAUGUUUCAAGGAAGGAACAGGAUGAUUAUGCUCUCAGAAGUCAUACCCUGGCCAAGACAGCUCAGCAGAAGGGCUACUUGACAGACCUGGUGCCUUUCAAAGUGUCAGGAGUGGACAAGAUUGUGAGUGAAGACAAUGGGAUCAGAGUGUCAACGCCUGAAUCCUUGGGAAAGCUCAGGCCAGCUUUUAUCAAGCCACACGGGACAAUCACAGCGGCAAAUGCUUCUUUCCUUACCGAUGGAGCUUCAGCUUGUCUGAUUACGACCGAAGCAAAGGCCAAGGAAUUGGGGCUCAAGCCUAAGGCAUAUCUUCGUGAUUUUCUCUAUGUCUCGCAAGACCCCGUUGAUCAAUUGCUUCUGGGACCUGCCUAUGGGAUUCCCAAGAUCCUCAAAAAGGCCAAUCUCAAGCUCAAUGACAUCGACACAUGGGAGAUUCAUGAGGCUUUUGCUGGACAAAUCAUUGCCAAUCUCAAAGCUAUGGAUUCUGAUUGGUUCUGUAAGACCUACAUGGGACUGAAUGAAAAAGUGGGAAAUCCAGAUUUGAAUAAGUGGAACAAUUGGGGAGGAUCUCUGUCCAUUGGGCAUCCUUUUGCGGCAACAGGAGUGAGACUUUGCAUGCAUACGGCCAAUCGCCUUGUCCGGGAAAAUGGACAAAUAGGAGUUGUGGCAGCUUGUGCAGCUGGUGGUCAGGGAGUUGCAAUGGUCAUUGAAAGACAUCCUGAUGCUACGGCUGAGUAGAGACAUUGAAAUAACUCAUCACAAAUCCAUUUUCACUGCAUUCUUUUGUUAUUUUAUUUUUUAUUCUUAAUAAAUUUUGGAAUGAGAGUAAG